Molecule: messenger RNA, 1044 nt
Organism: Scophthalmus maximus (turbot)
Lineage: Eukaryota; Metazoa; Chordata; Actinopteri; Pleuronectiformes; Scophthalmidae
Product: chitotriosidase-1-like
Exons: 8
Coding region: 1-1044 (347 amino acids)
Biological process (GO): carbohydrate metabolic process; chitin catabolic process
Cellular component (GO): extracellular region
Molecular function (GO): chitin binding; chitinase activity
Source: RefSeq, a predicted model, not a curated record
AUGCGCGGCCUGAUUCUGACAGCAGCUUCCUCCUCCAGGCUGGUAUGUUACUAUAACAGCUUGGCUGAAAAUAGAGCAGAGGAUGGGAAGUUCACAAUUUCUGAUAUUGAUCCGAACAAAUGUACCCAUCUGGUCUACGCCUUUUCUGACAUUAACAAUGUCAAUGAGCUCGUACCCACAAGCACAGCUGACCAACAACGCUACCUGUUCUUCAAUGGACUAAAAUUCAGAAAUCCACAGCUCAAAACCCUGUUAGCAGUUGGUGGCAUAACCUUUAACACACAAAAAUUCAGUAGGAUGGUGUCGACACAACAAUACAGAACAACCUUCAUCCAGUCUGCGAUCACACUACUGAGGUUCUAUGGGUUUGAUGGGCUCAACCUGGACUGGAGGUUCCCUGUAACAAGAGGAAGUCAACCAGACAACAAGCAGAAAUUUACACUGUUGUGCCAGGAGCUCAAAGAUGCCUUUGCAGCUGAAGUAACAAACACUCAGCGUGACAGAUUGAUCCUCACGGCUAGUGUCUCUGCUGAGAAAGCAGUCAUCGAUGCCAGUUACGAAGUCGCACAGAUUGCCAUGAGCCUGGACUUCAUUAAUGUGCUGACAUUUGACUUUCGUGGCCCUUGGGAAAAUGUCACGGGACAUCACAGCCCCUUAUACCUUGGAUCCCAAGAUACUGGAGACAAGAUCUACUCAAAUACUGACUCUGCCAUGCAGCACUGGUUGGACCAGGGAGCACCUGCACAGUUGCUAAACCUGGGAGUAGCGGCCUAUGGGCGAGCUUUUACCCUCUCCACUGCAGCCAGUGAUGUUGGAGCACCAGCCAGUGGCACUGGUGAAGAAGGCUGCUACACUGGUGAAGAAGGAUUCUGGGCCUUUUAUGAGUACAACCAAAAUUCCUACUAUGACGACAAAUACCACAACAACAACUUCACCUACCACGACAACUCCCACCACAACAACUCCCACAAGUCCAACUGCCACAACCAUGACAACAUCUCCCACUACUACGACCACAACUACCACUACUACAACUCUAACUAG